AUGCCCUACAAAAAAGUCGAGCUCUACGGUGGCGCCAUCACCGUCGACCUGCCUACCGCAUACGGCGACGCAAGCCAGAUUCGAGAAGUACCUGAUCACCAGGAACUGUAUCUAGACGAGAAUGGGUAUUCCGGCGUCAUUUUCGAGAUCCUGGAGUAUGUGGAGAAACCCACAGAUGCCGAAGCGCUGCAGUAUCAUUUCACGGAUUUAGUCGACGGCACGGGCGAUGAGACCAACAUGCUAGAGCAAUCGCAUGCUUCCAUGGCGAGAAUGCCUAACAAACCCGCCCACACUCUCUCAUUCAUCCAGACUCCCCCGCCGCCAGACCGGCCGCGCAAGACUCCCGACUUUGUCGCUAUCCACUUGCUGCUACUUCGCCUAAAGGAACAAGGUACGGAUAUCAUGAUCACCAUCAAUGUCCCUCAUUAUCCGGGCGAGUAUGAGAAGGCUGGAGCAGGCGAGAAGACGGCUUUGAUGAGGGAAGGUGAUGAGAUAGCAAAGAAGGUAUUGGAGAGCUUUGAUAUCAAGGAGUGGGGACUGUUCCAGGGAUGA
This is a messenger RNA of Didymosphaeria variabile, 552 nucleotides long. RefSeq lists its product as uncharacterized. The transcript is spliced from 3 exons. Bases 1 to 552 code for a protein of 183 amino acids. Gene Ontology annotation, biological process: protein import into nucleus. Gene Ontology annotation, molecular function: small GTPase binding; guanyl-nucleotide exchange factor activity. The record is from RefSeq and is a predicted model, not a curated record. NCBI's taxonomy places the organism in Eukaryota, Fungi, Ascomycota, Dothideomycetes, Pleosporales, Didymosphaeriaceae. Gene Ontology annotation, cellular component: nucleus.